Messenger RNA from Grammomys surdaster, 882 nucleotides. It is a transcript of the gene Glt6d1, whose product is annotated as glycosyltransferase 6 domain containing 1. The record is from RefSeq and is a predicted model, not a curated record. Gene Ontology annotation, cellular component: vesicle; membrane; Golgi apparatus. Gene Ontology annotation, molecular function: hexosyltransferase activity. Gene Ontology annotation, biological process: carbohydrate metabolic process. Lineage: Eukaryota; Metazoa; Chordata; Mammalia; Rodentia; Muridae.
AUGGGGUGCCACAGUAACCUGCUGCUCUUUUGUACCAGGAGCCACCAGGAACAGGAACUUCCACUCUCAGACUGGUUUAACCCCAGGAGUCACUUUGAGGUCAUCACGACCACAGACUGGCUGGCCCCAGUCAUAUGGGAAGGCACCUUUGACAGAAAGGCCCUGGAGAAAUAUUACAGGAAGCAGAACGUCACCUUGGGCUUGGCUGUGUCUGCUGUUGUCAGUCUUACUGACCAGUACCUGGACCCAUUCUUGCAAUCGGCCAGCAAAUUCUUCACGCCUGGCUAUCGGGUAAUUGUCUACAUCAUGGUGGAUAAGUACCUGCAGCUACCAGAAAUGGAACACAACCCUCUGCAAUCCUUCCAAGUAUUCAUCACAGACAAGAAGAUGUGGAGCACCUACCUUAUGCGCAUGGAAAUCUUGUCUGAGCACAUUCAGGGCCAUGACAGGCAUGAAGUGGAUUUCCUCUUCAGCAUGGGCAGCAACAUGGUCUUCCAGAACAAAUUUGGAGUGGAUGCUAGCACAUCUGUGGCUCAGCUCCAUGCUUGGUGGUAUUUCUGAAAGAUGAUGCAUCUCCCCUAUGAGAGGAGACCUACAUCGGCAGCCUACGUUCCCUUUGGACUGGGUGACUUUUAUUGUGCUGGCGCCAUUAUAGGUGGAGUGCCCUUUUGAGUCUUGGACUUGGCUCAGCAAUGUUUGAAAGAUGUUAUUUUGGAUACAGAAAAUGGAGUUAACGGUACCUACGAAAAGUACCUCAACAAAUUUUUCGUCAACAAACCCACCAAGCUCCUAGCCCUAGAAUACAGCUGGGACCCCACCUUCAACAUCCCUCAGCAAAUGCAGUCUGUCAAGAUUGUUCAUUAUCCCAUGGACGACUUAUGA